Messenger RNA from Chelonoidis abingdonii (Abingdon island giant tortoise), 4377 nucleotides. The record is from RefSeq and is a predicted model, not a curated record. Lineage: Eukaryota; Metazoa; Chordata; Testudines; Testudinidae.
AUGCCCCCCCUGCUGGCCCCCUUCCUCCUCCUCCUCCUCGCCCCUCGCUGCCCCUCCCGUCCCUACCCCUCCUUCUCCGCCCCCAACGCCACUUUCAACCACCUGGCGCGCGCCAGCGGCUCAGGGACCCUCUACGUGGGGGCCGUGAACGCCCUGUAUCAGCUGACGCCGGAGCUGGGGCUGGUGGGACAGGCGCGGACCGGGCCGGAGCUCGACAGCCCCGAGUGCCUCCCCUUCCGGGACCCCGAGGACUGCCCCCAAGCCCGCCCCACAGACAACGCCAACAAGCUGCUGCUGCCCAACGAGGCGGCUGGGGAGCUGGUGGUGUGCGGGCAGCUGGCGCAGGGGCUGUGUGAGAAGCGGGCGCUGGCUGAAGUGGGUCAGGUGCUGUACCGGCCCGAGGAGCCGGGUGACAGCCAGUUCGUGGCAGCCAAUGAGGCGCGGGUGGCCACGGUGGGCGUGCUGGGGCACGAGGCCGGGCGCGACCUGCUCUUCGUGGGGCGCGGGCUGACGGGGAAACUCUCCGGCGGGAUCCCACCCGUCACCGUCCGGCCCCUGGCGGGGCCCGGCGCCUUCUCCAGCGAGGGGCUGGGCAAGCUGGUGGUGGGCGACUUCUCCAACUUCAACAACAGCUACGUGGGCGCCUACGCUGCCGGCGGGCACGUCUACCUGCUCUUCUCCCGCCGCGGCGCCAAGGGGCACCUGGACUAUCGGCCCUUCCUGGCGCGCCUCUGCGCCCGCGACCUGCACCUGUACUCCUAUGCUGAGGUGCCGCUGGCCUGCCGGGGCCACCACGGGCGCCUCUACAACCUGGCCCGGGCCGGGCAGCUGGCCCGGCUGGCGCCCCCCCAGGGCAACGUGCUCUUUGUGCUGGCGGCUGUGGGGCAGGGGGCCACGGCCACUCCCGGCCCACAGACAGCCCUGUGCACCUUCCCGCUGGCCCAGCUGGACGCGGCCGUGGAGAGGACCCGGCGGGCGUGUUACACGGCGGGGGGCCGGGGGCCGGGGGGCCGAGAGGAGGCGACCAUCGAGUACGGGGUGACGUCCCGCUGCGCCGAGCUGCCCAAGGAAUCCCCAGACGUUUACCCCUGCGGGAGACGAACACACCCCACAGCCCCAUUUGCCGGCCGCGCUGGCCCGUGCGGAAGCACAGCGCCCUGUGUGACUGGGCUGCCAAUGCUCACAGCCGUGGCUGGAAUGGAGACCGGACACACCAUCGCUUUCCUCGGAGACGGGCAGGGGCCAAGCUGCAUAAGGGUGUAAUCUGAACUCUCCUGGGGCAGGAUGUACAGCUUCCGUGCCGCCCAUUGGCCAGGCUCCCCCGUCAGCCGUCUCCUACUGGAUGGCAGUCGGACACACCUCUACGCCAUGACAGAUGUCCAGGUCACCAAAGUUCCGGUCUCCGAGUGCCCCCACUACCAGGACUGCGCUGGCUGCCUGCGCGCCCGGGACCCUUUCUGCGGCUGGUGCAUCCUGCAGGGCCGGUGCACUCGCAAGCUGGAGUGCGAGCACUUUGAGGCAGCCGACCAAUGGCUGUGGAGCUAUGGGGCCAGCAGCCAAUGCCUGCGCAUUGAGACAGUGACGCCGGCCAAUCAGAGCCGUGAGGAGCAGACAGAGGUCUCGCUGUGGGUGCCCCAGCUGCCCCCCCUGGCUGAGGGUGAGAGCUACCACUGCACCUUCGGGGAGCAGGACAGCCCCGCCCUGCUGCAGGACGCCUGGGUCCGCUGCCACUCGCCUCCCAGCCCCCAGGUGCCACCCAGCCAGGAGGGCAAAGAUCACGUGACCAUGGCGCUGUCCCUGAUGUUCGAGGACGUGGUGGUGGCAGCGACGGAGUUCGUCUUCUACGAUUGUAGCGCAGCGACAUGGCUGGCGCGGUCUUCCCCGCGCCCCGCGCCAACCUGCAGUGAUAUAGAGAUCCAGCCCCACAGCAGCCCCCUGGAGGGGGGAGUGUCCCUCACCAUCACGGGCUCCAACCUGGGCCGGCGCCUGGCGGACGUGGGCUCGGUGCAGGCGGCUGGCCGGCCCUGCACCCCCGACCCCGCCCUCUACCGCGUCUCCACACGGAUUGUGUGUCAGGUCUCUCCAGGGCAGAGGGGUGUCUCUGGCCCCAUUGAGGUCACCGUGGGGAACCGGCCCCCAGGCAUCUCUGCCGACCACUUCACCUACCAGGACCCCACCCUGCGGGAGCUGCACCCCAGGAUGGGCCCCAUGGCAGGGGGCACCCAACUGACCAUCCUAGGAGAGGAGUUGCUGACAGGCGACCAGAUCGCAGCCUUUGUGGGCGACCUGUCCUGUACCAUAGUGGCCCCCGUGGAGCCCACGGCCAUUGUGUGCAUGACCAGCCCCAGCCCAGAGCCACAAGAGGCGUCCGUGCGGGUGCUGUAUGGACAGACAGAGCGCCGCCUGCAGGGGGGCACCUUCACCUACACCCCAAACCCCAACAUCACCGGGGCGGAGCCAGCCACCAGCUUCCGGGGGGGCGGUCGGAUCAUCCGCGUGGAGGGCACGCACCUGGACGUGGUGCGGCAGCCGCUCAUCAAGGCCGUGCUGGUGCCAGGGGGGGCGGAUGGCAGCAGGGGGAGCAGGAGGAAGAAGAGGCGGUGCUGGGGGCCCCCCUGGGACCUGCUGACCCCCCCACACUCCUGCUCCAUGGUGGGGGACCUGCUGGAGGUGAGCUGGGGAGCAGAAGCGGGGGCUGGACUACAGGGGGGCCAGAGGGGCCUCUCCCAGCACCCCCCGGCCCGCACACUGGACCUGGAGUGGCGCUCGGGCGUGGCCGGUCACCUGACCCUGUCUGACCAGGACCUGACAUCUGUCACCCACAACGGGUGGAAGAGACUGAACACCCUGCAGCACUACAAGGUUCCGGACGGGGCAACGGUCGGGCUGAUCGCACGGCUCCAGAACAACGUCCCCCAGAGCCCCAACCAGAGCUUCCUCUCCGGAGAGAACACCCCAAUGCUGGAGGACGGCGAGGAGGGGGGGCUGCGUCUCUGGCACCUGGUGAAGCCGACAGAGGAGCCAGAGGCCCCAAAGCAGCAACAGCGUCGUAGCAGCUUGCGGGAGCGACCCACGGCCAUCCCCGAGAUCUACCUCACCCGCCUGCUCUCCGUCAAGGGGACGCUGCAGAGUUCGUGGAAGAGACAGCGCUCCAGGCCGGCUGAGCAUGGGCCGCCCUGGUCCCUGUGGCUGUCAAAUUCCCUCUUCGACCUCAUGCCUGGACGAGCUGGCCACUUCCCGGCAUGGGGUCAGCGAGCCGAGACCCCCCUGCACAUUCUGGAAACCCAACAGGAUCUGGUGUCCGGGACAGGCACGCCGCGCUCCCCCCGUAGAGACCCCAAGUCCAAGGACAGCCCCGCCCCUUUCUCCAAGGGACCCCGGCGUCGGGACAGGCCCCGCCCUCACCCCGUAGAGACCCCAAGCUCCAGGACAGCUCCGCCCUUCUCCCAGGGACCCAUCGCGUUGGACAGGCCCGCCCUCCCCUGGAGAGACCUGGUGGUCUGGGAUAAGCCCCCUGCCUCCCCCGUCUCAUGGCCCUCCGCCCCUCCGUGGGACCCCUGCCCCCCGUCUCAUGGCCCUCUGCCCUCACGGACUUCGCCCGUGAACAAGCUGCUCUCUCAGCCAACCGUGAGAUCCCGCGCUCAAGAGCUGGUGGACAGGUACUACGUGGAGUUUCACCAGGCCCCCCCGGCCACCUACCAGGAGCUGAACUCGGCCCUCACCGAGCUAUCCAGGAAAUACUCCUCGGACCUGGACUGCUCAGCAGCGCUGCAGGAGCUGUACGGCUACAUCAAGAAGUACUACGACCAGAUCAUCAGCGCCCUAGAGGAGGACCCUGUGGGGCAGAAGAUGCAGCUGGCCUGUCGGCUGCAGCAGAUCGCGGCCCUGGUGGAAAACCAAGUCACCGCCCUGUGACUGGCCCCACGCCUGCGCCACGGAUCCCCCAGUUCCCGCCCCACGUCGGCCCAGCUGCUCCCCCCCAACGUCCCCAGAUCUCAGGGAUUCCCCCAGUGCCUUAGGCAAAGCUGCAAAGGGGGUUCACCCCCCAAGCCCUUCGGGGUCCCCCCAGCUCCUGUCGGGAGAGCUGUAUGUCUGCUCUAGCUGCCUUCAGCCCUCCUGGGGGGGUGAGCUGCCCCUGACCCCCCCCCGAGAUUCUGGGGUGCAGGAGCCCCCUUCCUUCAGGCUUGGGGUCCCCCAGGCAAGUAGUGCACUAAUCUGGGGUGUUUGUAGCCACCCCUGCUUUGUACAGAGCGGUGCUAAUGACCCCUAAGAACCCCUAUUUCGUACCCCCCUGUACAGGCCCGUAGCUUGGCCUUUGGAUGUGAGUUAUUUUCAGCAAUAAAAACUCUUUUCAGAAAUUGGGUCUCUGGCCCUUUA